Molecule: messenger RNA, 522 nt
Organism: Balaenoptera ricei (Rice's whale)
Lineage: Eukaryota; Metazoa; Chordata; Mammalia; Artiodactyla; Balaenopteridae
Gene: CRYAA
Product: crystallin alpha A
Exons: 3
Coding region: 1-522 (173 amino acids)
Biological process (GO): protein refolding; response to heat; lens development in camera-type eye
Molecular function (GO): protein folding chaperone; structural constituent of eye lens
Source: RefSeq, a predicted model, not a curated record
AUGGACAUCGCCAUCCAGCACCCCUGGUUCAAACGUGCCCUGGGCCCCUUCUACCCUAGCCGGCUGUUUGACCAGUUCUUCGGCGAGGGGCUCUUCGAGUACGACCUGCUGCCCUUCCUGUCCUCCACCAUCAGCCCCUACUACCGUCAGUCCCUCUUCCGCACCGUGCUGGACUCCGGCAUCUCCGAGGUCCGAUCCGACCGGGACAAGUUUGUCAUCUUCCUGGACGUGAAGCACUUCUCCCCCGAGGACCUGACCGUGAAGGUGCAGGAGGACUUCGUGGAAAUCCACGGCAAGCACAACGAGCGGCAGGAUGACCACGGCUACAUCUCCCGCGAGUUCCACCGCCGCUACCGCCUGCCUUCCAACGUGGACCAGUCCGCGCUCUCCUGCUCCCUGUCUGCAGACGGCAUGCUGACCUUCUCCGGCCCCAAGGUCCCGUCCGGCAUGGACGCCGGCCACAGCGAGCGCGCCAUCCCCGUGUCGCGCGAGGAGAAGCCCAGCUCCGCGCCCUCGUCCUAA